AUGAGAUGCCCUGAGACUGAUACAUUUCCUGUUCCGCAUGAGUGGUACCAGUCAGGUGGCCUCAUCAUUGGUGGGAUAGCUUCUCAGUUCUAUUAUUCCUUCUUAGAAGAUUUCUUCAAGGACAACCCUUCACAGAAUCUGUUUGAUGAUAAUCCACACAUGAUAACAAAAUUCUACCAGCACAUCCUGGCCCUGGCAUUUGCUGUAAAAGUGAUAAAUGAGAAUCCCAACCUAUUGCCCAAUGUCACACUGGGAUUCCACAUCUAUGACAGCUAUUAUGAUGCAAGGAUAACCUAUCGUAACACUCUGGACUUGCUCUUCAAAAUGCAUAGAUUUGUUCCAAACUACAAAUGUGACUCGCAGAAAAACCUCAUAGCCAUAAUCGGAGGACUUAGCUCUGAUACCUCCUUCCAUAUGGCUGAUACCCUAAGCCUCUACAAGAUUCCACAGCUUACAUAUGGCUCAUUUCCACAAAAGGAGAGUGAUAUAGGUCACUUGCUUGCCUUUUACCGCAUGGUGCCCAAUGAAGCUCAUCAGUAUAUGGCAAUUAUCAGCUUGCUUCACCAUUUUGGAUGGACAUGGAUUGGACUCUUUGUUACAGAUGACAAUGGAGGAGAAAAUUUCUUGCAGACUAUGGAGCCAUUGCUUCACCAACAUGGAAUCUGUUCAGCCUUCACACGAAGAAUGGAAAAAGUAGCUCAUUUUGAUUUGGGAGGUGAAAUUUUCAACAUGCUCAAUGAAUAUUAUGUGGAUGUCACAAAUGAUAAAGUCAAUGCAUUCAUCAUCUAUGGAGAUUCUCUGACACUGAGCUGGCUAAGAUUUCUUCUAUUUAUACAAGAUCCUGAAAAUAAGGAAAUCACAUCAUUUAGAAAGCUCCACUAUUUUCUGCAAGGCAUUUCGUUUAACAACUCAGCAGGGCAAACAAUGUCCUUUAAUGAAAAAAGGGAAAUGGGAGGCGGAUUUGACAUUACGAACAUGAUCACAUUCCCAAACAAGUCUUUCCUUCAAGUGAAAGUUGGACGUGUUAAUCCUGAUGCUCUUGAAGGAGAAGUAUUCAUCAUUCAUGAAGAUAUGAUUGUGUGGCACAGAGGUUUUAAUGAGGUGAUUCCCCUUUCUCUGUGUAAUGACCACUGCCACCCUGGGAAUCAGAAGAAAAAGAAAGAAGGGGAAAAGUUUUGCUGCUAUGGUUGUGCUCCAUGUUCAGAAGGGGAAAUUUCAAACCAGGAUGAUAUGAAUGACUGCUUCAGAUGCCCAAAAGCUCAGUAUCCAAACAAGAACAAAACUGCCUGCAUUGAGAAAAUGAUAACCUUCCUUUCUUAUGAAGAACCUUUAGGGAUUAGUUUAGCAUCAGUUGCCCUUUCUUUCUUCCUCAUCACAGCUUUGGUGCUAGGAACAUUCAUUAAGUGCAGAGACACUCCCAUAGUCAAAGCCAACAACCAGGACCUCACCUACUCUCUCCUUGUCUCUCUCCUGCUCUGCUUCCUUUCUUCAUUGUUAUUUCUGGGUGAACCUAGCACAGUUUCCUGCCUCCUCCGGCAACCAACUUUUGGCAUCAUCUUCUCUGUAGCCAUUUCUUGUGUGUUGGCCAAAACUAUCACUGUGAUUCUAGCUUUCAUGGCCACCAAGCCAGGGUCAAGCAUGAGGAAGUGGAUAAGGAAAAAAAUGACAAAUUCCAUUGUCUUUUCCUGUUCUCUUAUUCAAGCAACAAUUUGUACCGCAUGGUUGAUGACAUCUCCACCCUUUUCUGAUUUGGACAUGCACUCUUUAACAGAAGAAAUCAUUGUGCAAUGUAAUGAAGGGUCAGUCACCAUGUUCUACUGUGUCUUGGGCUAUAUGGGCCUCUUGGCCAUUGCCAGCUUCGUUGCCGCAUUUGCAGCCCGCAAAUUGCCGGACAGUUUUAAUGAAGCCAAAUUCAUUACUUUCAGCAUGUUGCUCUUUUGCAGCGUUUGGCUGUCUUUUAUUCCAGCCUACCUGAGCACAAGUGGAAAAUACAUGGUGGCUGUGGAGAUCUUCUCCAUCUUGGCCUCCAGUGCUGGGUUAUUAGGCUGCAUCUUUGCCCCUAAAUGCUACAUCAUUAUUCUGAGGCCAGAACUGAACAACAGGGAGCAACUUAUAAGAAAAAAGAAUUAA
Podarcis raffonei (Aeolian wall lizard) is the source of this 2130-nucleotide messenger RNA. Its product is annotated as vomeronasal type-2 receptor 26-like. The coding region runs from base 1 to 2130 and encodes 709 amino acids. Gene Ontology annotation, cellular component: membrane. Gene Ontology annotation, biological process: G protein-coupled receptor signaling pathway. NCBI's taxonomy places the organism in Eukaryota, Metazoa, Chordata, Lepidosauria, Squamata, Lacertidae. The record is from RefSeq and is a predicted model, not a curated record. The transcript has 6 exons. Gene Ontology annotation, molecular function: G protein-coupled receptor activity.